Molecule: messenger RNA, 1749 nt
Organism: Pectinophora gossypiella (pink bollworm)
Lineage: Eukaryota; Metazoa; Arthropoda; Insecta; Lepidoptera; Gelechiidae
Exons: 10
Coding region: 49-1737 (562 amino acids)
Cellular component (GO): membrane
Molecular function (GO): ligand-gated monoatomic ion channel activity
Source: RefSeq, a predicted model, not a curated record
AAACAACUGUAUUCAGCUUUAACCAGUCAGAAUAAGAGUCGUGUCAGUAUGGUGCAAUUCCACCUGCCAGGCAGUACACAGCAACACAUGGAGGAACAUCGCAUCAUAUUUGUGGUAGACCUUGGUUGCGAAAAUAUAUCGGAUCAUUUAAACAUGAACAACACCAAGAGCUAUUUCCGAUCGCCGUUCCGAUGGAUGCUGCUGAUGAGACCUGACAACGAAUCAGCAACACAUUCCUUAAUACCUGAAGAUGUAGAGGAUAUCGACAUGUUACCUGAUUCAGAGGUGAUGGUCGCACGACCCCUUCGAAACAAUUCGUAUUAUCUACAUUUUAUCUACAAAAUAGGACGUGCAAAGCCGUGGCGAACAGAAUUCUACGGCAUAUGGGACCUACAAUACAGAUUCCAAAUCUCAAGUCGAUUUACCAAGGCAAUAGGACUACGAAGAAUGAAUUUGGAUCGUCAUGUGAUCCCAACCACAGUCGUACUCUUAGAACCAGAUAGCAUGAACCAUUUGAUUGAUGGCAUAGAUGACCACAUAGACUCUAUUUCGAAGGUGACUUUCCAGACAGCGAAUUUUUUACUGGAAAUCCUUAACGCGGACAAAAAAUAUAUAUUUACGAGUACUUUCGGGUAUUAUUUGAAUGGCAGCUGGAACGGUCAAACUGGAUAUCUAGACAGGAACGAAGCUGAACUCGGAGGCUCCCCAAUGUUCAUCACACAGGAACGGCUUAUGGUGGUAGACUACAUAUCGAGCCCUACUCCCACACAGAUGACGUUCAUAUUCAUGCAACCGAAGCUAUCAUACACGAGUAAUCUCUUCCUGCUACCGUUCAGGUCCACCGUGUGGUUCAGUCUUCUGGCGCUUGUCUUCUUGAUGUUCCUGGCUUUACUGGCUGUUGCUAAGUGGGAGUGGGCGCGGGCUAAGGGUGGUAUAGAACCGAUGGAAAGUGCACAGAUCUUGAGAGGCAACAUUCAGGACGUAGCAAUAGUGAUAUUCGGAGCAGCUUGCCAACAAGGAAGCCCCGUUGAACUAAAAGGUGCUCUAGGGCGGAGUGUGAUGCUGAUAUUAUUCCUGACGCUGAUGUUUCUGUACGUCUCCUACUCGGCCAGUAUCGUGGCGCUCCUUCAAUCCAGCUCUUCACAGAUUCGCACCCUGGACGAUCUCCUAAAUUCCAGGAUGAAAGUCGGAGUCCAUGACACCGUAUACGGAAGAUAUUAUUUCAUGACGGCAACCGAUCCAAUACGUCAAGCUCUAUACAAAAAGAAAAUUGCUCCACCGGGCACCAAACCGCGAUUUAUGACGAUUGAAGAAGGAGUCAAGAGGAUGCAACAGGGCUUAUUUGCUUUUCACAUGGAAAAAGGUCCUGGCUAUAAGAUAGUAAACAAAUACUUUAAAGAAGGGGAAAAAUGUGAUUUGUGGGAGAUAAAUUGCUUUUUCCUUUUGGACCCGUGGCGUCCGGUGAGGAAAAACACACCUUACAAGGAAAUGUUUAAGAUCGGGGAAAAACGUAUUCAUGAGCACGGCCUCCAGAACCGAGAGAAUCUGCGUCUCUAUACCCAGAAACCGAAGUGCACGGGCCGGGAAUCGAACUUCGUCUCCGUCGGUAUAGUGGACUGCUACCCUGCCCUACUAGUGUGGACAUACGGCGUGAUCAUUGCUGUAUUCUUCUUGAUCAUCGAGAUUCUCCUGAACAAACGGCAACGACUUAUUAAGGCUUGUUGUGGAGAGCACUGAGAUAUUUCACAG